Messenger RNA from Lathyrus sativus (Indian pea), 1101 nucleotides. NCBI's taxonomy places the organism in Eukaryota, Viridiplantae, Streptophyta, Magnoliopsida, Fabales, Fabaceae. The record is from the annotation of a GenBank genome assembly.
AUGGAGAUUAGGUUUAAGUGUGUUGUUCAUCAUUCUGGUGAGUUUUCUAGAGAGUUUGUAAAUUUUACAAAGUCAGGUUUUGUAGGGUUAGAGGAGAUAUGGAAUGUUGAUCCUGAUUAUUGGAGUUGCUUUGAAAUAUUGGACAAGUUAAGAGAGUUAGGUUACCCUACUAUAGAUAGGUUGUGGUAUUAUGAUGAUAUGAUUGAUAAUGAUAUAGUUCAGUUAGAAAAUGAUAAGGGGACUGAUAGGAUGAGAACCAUUGUAGUGUUAACUGGGGAAUGCCACUUGUAUGUUACACAUCAUGUAUCUGAACCUGAUGUUAUUGAGAAGCCCAUACUCUCACUAUCACAUGUGAGCAUAUUGGGUGAAUAUAUGUGUGGUGAAGGGCCUGCUAUGGUUAAUAAUCAGGAUGAGACCACAGUAGCUAAGGAUGUGGUUGGUGAAGUAUAUGAAGGGGGAAGUAAUGAAUGUGGGACCACACUGGGAGAAGAUGUGGUGGAAGAGGGGACAAGAGUUGAUGAAGUUAAGGAGAAUUUUGGGAUUGAAGAUAAUGUUGGAAUUGAGGAAAAUGUGGGUGAUGUGGGGACCAACUUUGAAACUGAGAUGAAGGUUGGUCAAGAGGAGACAAACUGUAACAAUAUGGAUGAUGUGGGGACCACCUGUGAAAUGGAGGAGAAUGUGGAUGUAGGGAUGAAUGUUGGAGGGGAUGAAAUCAAUGAAGGACUGAACUGUAACCAAGAACAAGAUGAGGUAGUUAACUGUAACCAAGAAGAUGGAAGUGAUGACAGUGCUUUGAAUGUUAAUUUUGAAGACUCAGACAAUGACAUAGGUAUUGAUGGAGAGAUAUCAAUUGAUGAGGAUGAAGUGAAGGGGAAAGGUAAGGGGGAAUGUAAGGGGAAAGGGAAAGGGAAUGGUAAAAGGAAGGGGAAAGGAAAGGAAAAGGUCAUUAUUAGGGAUGUAGGUGAAGAUAAUGAUGGUGAGGUAAAUCUGGACAAUUUGAGAGGUUUAUGUGACAUAGAGGAAUAUGAUAGUGAUAAAAUGCCUACUGAGUAUGACAGUGAGAAUUGUAACACCCUUCUAAACCCCACGGAAUAUAUAUAA